AAUUUGUUAAAGGGAGGUAACUCUGCUGAACAAAGCUUCCCUGACAACACGGAAGAAAAGAAUUUAUCGCCUGACAUUCAAUAUACAUAUCAUUAGAAUUCAAAAUUAUUGUAGAAUAAUGACGGAAAAACCAUUGCACAGUAAUGUUAAGAACCCCGUGAUGUUGUUUGUUGGUGAUCCAAAGUCUGAAUUUCACUCGGGUUGUAAAGUAUUCGAUGUGACUUUCCCAAAUGUAAUUCAUCCUGAGGAUGAGGAAGUGGAGGAAGGGGUGAAGGUGGGUGAGAUCCGCUUCAAGAAUCACUAUGUCGGCAUUCUCACCGUCAGAGCCAAGUUCCGCUCAGCAGAAAACAAUGGAGAACCAGGGGAACUUAAAUGGCGGACAUGUUUGCGGCGCAUGAAGUUGAUGCCGAGCCCACAUACAGAGUCCGGCUCUCAGGACUAUUUCAGCCUGACCCGUAAACACCUUCUGUUUGACCUGGUGAACCUGACGGCGCUACGCUUCGUCUUGCAGCAGCCGUCACCGGUGUGGCGUGACUUCAAGCUGGAGGAGUUGAAGGUGUUCCGCACAUCAAUGAUGCCCCGAAGCGCUCCCCUGCCUGCCUGGCUCACAGAGGAACCCACAGAGCCCAGCGACAGAAAGAUUCCGCCCACACGACGACCUCUGACCCCUGCAGCGUCAGGGAAGAGGGGUGAUUGGGGCGUGCCGAAUCUGGAAUCUCUCUCUGCGAACCUUCAAGAGUUGUGGGCCUUGGCUGAGGUGGUUUCAGCCAAUCAGACAACAGUAAACUUGGGAAGAUAUGAGGUGGAUGGGUGUUAUGACAUCAAUCUGUUGUCAUACACAUGACCUGUGCAAGCACUGUGUGAUUCCUGACACCGCUAACUGACGGACCAGCUUAUUUCAGCGCCAAUGCAGUGUUGGACAAAUGAUGUCAACAUUGUUGAAAUGACAGAUUGUACUGUGGAGCAGACACCAUGGAUACUGGAUUUCCUGUCUAUUCAGUGAUCAUGUGACUAAGGACGCACAAAUGGACAACAUGGCCACUGUUUAACUAAUCGUCAAGUGAUCCAGAUACCUAUAUGUGACACAGUUCUGUGUAGUGUGGUGACAUCUCAAUAAGUGAGGUGAGGUGAAAUGGGGUUUAACGUCACGUCCAAGAUUAUUGCACUUAUAUAGCGACAUACAUGCAUGUGUGUACGUGUGGCUGCUUGUACUGGUCUGGACUGAUGCUAAUUUAUAA
This is a messenger RNA of Haliotis rufescens (red abalone), 1238 nucleotides long. RefSeq names its product nicolin-1-like. Bases 119 to 844 code for a protein of 241 amino acids. NCBI's taxonomy places the organism in Eukaryota, Metazoa, Mollusca, Gastropoda, Lepetellida, Haliotidae. The transcript is spliced from 10 exons. Gene Ontology annotation, cellular component: nucleoplasm. The record is from RefSeq and is a predicted model, not a curated record.